GGUAAGGUACCUCUAACUGACUGACACUGACAGCGCCGGAUGAAAAGUUAUUUUCAUUUUCGCCAAACAUUUUCGCAAACAAAAUUCUUCCAGAUGGAGAAUUAUUACAAAGGCAAAAACGUGGAAGAAGAAUUAGACCGCGAUAACAUACCCAUCAAUGGCUUACCUGAUGAUUUUCUUUGGAUGCAAGUUAAAGGAGGCAGUAAAAUGUCUAACCUUUUGACCCACGCUUCUGGUAUUUUAGAGGAUAAAGCUGUUACUGUUGUUGUAUGGAGUGCAGCAGGAGUAGGCAUUCCUAAAGCUAUUUCAUGUGCAGAAAUCUUGAAGAGACAAUUUUCCAUUGAACACCAAGUCACAAAACUCACACAUAAAAGUGUCGAAGAAUAUUGGGAGCCAAAAUUAGAUGGUCUUGAAACAAUUGUAGUCAAACGGCAAAUUCCAGUUAUACAUAUUAUGUUGUCAAUUGGUGUUAUAUCUGACACUGUACAACUUGGGUAUCAAAGUUUGAAUGGAAAAAAAUUCUGGCAAGAAACCAUCAGCAACCCGAAGCAAAACCAAUCAUACAAAUUUAAAAAACCAUUUAAAUAUAAGAAGAAUCCAGCAAGCUCAUAAAGUUAUUGUUUAUUUAUUGAAAUAUAAUUAUUUUUAUAGUAUA
Messenger RNA from Plodia interpunctella (Indianmeal moth), 655 nucleotides. RefSeq names its product Ribonuclease P/MRP subunit p25 (gene Rpp25). NCBI's taxonomy places the organism in Eukaryota, Metazoa, Arthropoda, Insecta, Lepidoptera, Pyralidae. Gene Ontology annotation, biological process: tRNA 5'-leader removal. Gene Ontology annotation, cellular component: ribonuclease MRP complex. Gene Ontology annotation, molecular function: RNA binding. The coding region runs from base 40 to 612 and encodes 190 amino acids. The transcript is spliced from 4 exons. The record is from RefSeq and is a predicted model, not a curated record.